This is a messenger RNA of Cryphonectria parasitica EP155, 2700 nucleotides long. Its product is annotated as Rgp1-domain-containing protein. Gene Ontology annotation, biological process: retrograde transport, endosome to Golgi. The coding region runs from base 1 to 2490 and encodes 829 amino acids. The transcript has 2 exons. Gene Ontology annotation, cellular component: Golgi membrane; Ric1-Rgp1 guanyl-nucleotide exchange factor complex. Lineage: Eukaryota; Fungi; Ascomycota; Sordariomycetes; Diaporthales; Cryphonectriaceae. The record is from RefSeq and is a predicted model, not a curated record.
AUGUCACCAGAUUCUAGCAACAUCCGAGUCUUUGUUCGCUGGGAUGACGACUCAACCAUAUUCAGUGGUGAGGCAGUACAGUGCACCAUCUGCUUCAAGAAUAUCGCGUCAGCUGGCCCCAACACAAGCAGCUCGACUCAGUCACAAUUGAAGCCUCCUCCCAACCAGUAUCGCACGACCAGCUCCCACCCUUCGAGCCGCCUCGCCCCCCCUCCUUCCACGCCUACAUCCACUCCCGCCUCCCGCCGAGGUCAUCGCCCAACUUCUUCCCUGACCAUCUCGCCCUCAAACACCGCCAAAGGUCGCGCUGGGUCCAUCCCCUGGGUCCCUCCCUCGCACCCUCCAGACUUUUCACAGCGCAACGGGAACGCCCACAGGCGAUCUGUAUCCAUCGUGUCCAUCGGCUCGGUCAGCUCGGUUGACAGCCAUGCCACGCAUCCGCAGCGACCUUUCCACUCACCUUCCUCGCCAUUAUACAAUGCGUCUUACCCGCCGGACAAGGCGUCUCCCUUGCACCGGCCCCCGGGCGUCUCAACAGCCCCUACUACCCCGAACAUCGACGGUCCUUCCUCUCCGAGAACCCCGGCUGCUGCAUUAUCCGAGUUCAAGUUCCCAAUGGCUCCUUCCCCGCUCGCCGACGGGGCCGGUGCCUCGUCCAAAACCCUCGUCCAAGACGGUGCGAAACCGUCGUCCACCUCGCUUGGCGAGCCUGCCAUCAUACCAAUGCGAUCGAAAGAUCCCAUACCAAUCAUCAAUGAGCAGAUCACCACCCCUGUUGCCAGGGUUCUAUCCACCACCAGUGUGGCUGGAACCCCGAGGAGCAGCGGGGAAUUCUAUUCUAUGAGCAACAACUCUACCGAGACUCUCGUCUCUGAAUAUGCCAUGCAUCCGCCUAUGAGGACACAUGGUCGGCCGUCCCAUCUACGACAGAGGUCCACUUUUUCACCACAGAAGGCGAAGCGCCCUGAAGCGCUCAUGAUGGGGUUUGCACAAGUACAGGGUUCCUUCACGUUGGACGGCUCACUUGUGAGCCUUGCACCGUUUGAAGAAGUGAAACGGAAGGCUGUUGUCGGUGGCCAAGGCGGCGGCGUUGUCGGCAUAGAAACCUCCAAGAGGGAAAGCGGUUUUAUGCGAGGCUUCGGCUGGGGCAGCUUCACCAAUUCCAUCGGGGAGCUACUGGGAGCUGGGGAGCUGAGUACUAUCAAGGAGAUGCGAGGAGUCGCAAGUUCCAAGUCGGUGCCUUUGCUGUCCACACCGCAAUCUGUCCUCUUUGUGGAUCUCACCCUGGCACCAGGGGAAAGCAAGGCCUUCGAAUACACCUUUAGGCUGCCCAAGGGUCUACCGCCCACACACCGGGGGAAGGCCAUGAAGAUAUCCUACAGCCUGAUUGUUGGAACGCAACGUCCUGGAGGCGCAAAGGAGCAGCAGGUCAAAUCGGUUGAGAUCCCAUUCAGGGUGCUUGGCAGCGUCAACAGCCAUGGCGAGAUACUCGGCCACGACUUGAAGUCUCCGUACAUCAUGCUGCGAGAUCAAGCAAGCAUACGAAGCAUAGAAAAGAGAGGCAGCCUGUACGCGAACAGAAGGUCAAGUGAUGCCAAGGCGGCGGACAAGAACGGCAAGGGCACAGAGACUAGGUCGUCGAUGAACGAUUUCCUCUCAUACGCAGACGAACUAGUUCACAGCUCCCGUCUAGGACCAGGAGCAGGACUACUAUCGCCGACUGCUACAACAAGCUCCAGAAGACUAUCAGCUUUCGAAGAGGCAACCACAGCCAAGGAGGCCAUUGACUUGGCAAUCAUAAGAAGCAAUCUCACGACGGAGGGCCAACAAAGCGCGAACCGCUUUGAGAUCGCCCGGAACGGCCGGCGCGUUGGCGUGGUGAUGUUAGCACGGCCGGCAUACCGCCUCGGUGAAGUUGUGACCAUGGCUGUCGACUUUACUGGAGCAGAGAUACCAUGCUACGCAGUGCACGCGGCUCUCGAAACUUCCGAGAGGGUUGAUCCCAGCCUGGCUAUGCGAUCUGAAGCAAGUAUCCAUCGCGCAUCGCGCAAGGUGCACGUCUCCUCCUCCGAAGCUACUCUUUUCUCACGGCGCAUGAUAUUUAGCCCUACCAUUCCUGUCACGGCGACCCCAGAAUUUGUCACAAGCGGCAUCAGCUUAGAAUGGAAGAUCAGGCUGGAAUUCGUGGUACCCUCUCAGGAUGCCGAGGCACGCACUAUAGAAGAGCAGCCAGAGGAUGACGAAUACAACGAUGAUGGCUCGGGCCAGGAGAGGCUCCUUAUCCCAGAACCCAAGCAACAAACAGCUUCACAUCCUCUUUUGGAGGAGAUAGCUCGUGAUGACCGAGGCGGUCUUGUCCUUGUGGCAGCAGAAAAUCUCGUGUGUGAGAGCUUCGAGGUUGCUGUGCCGUUGAGGGUGUAUGGUGCCGUGUGCAAGGGCCUGGAAAGACUAGAGAGGGAUGAAGCACUCGAAGAGGGGCUUGUAGUAUAGUGAAGUGGCAAACCGAUCACUUAGGCCGUCAUCAGCUGUAACCUUGACAGCACCUUGGAGAUAGACGCAUGUGCCAGAUGUACAAAUUCUCGAAGCGUUUUCGCCUCUCGAGCCAAUGACUUGGCUUUCUCCUAUUACUAGUAGUAAAAGAGUCGAGCAAGUCAUAAAAUACACGAGGCUGUGUUCCUCUGCAGUCUCUGCCGCAAUUGC